Molecule: messenger RNA, 957 nt
Organism: Eptesicus fuscus (big brown bat)
Lineage: Eukaryota; Metazoa; Chordata; Mammalia; Chiroptera; Vespertilionidae
Gene: TMEM254
Product: transmembrane protein 254
Exons: 4
Coding region: 51-425 (124 amino acids)
Source: RefSeq, a predicted model, not a curated record
CUCCGAGCUAGCGAGCGGUGCCCAGCGCACUCCGGGGAUGUGCUGCAGCGAUGGGGAAGGCGGCAGGCGACGAGGCUUACUUCCAGAGGGGCAGUCUGUUCUGGUUCACGGUCAUCACCCUCUCCUUUGGCUAUUACACGUGGGUUGUCUUCUGGCCUCAGAGUAUUCCUUAUCAGAGCCUCGGGCCCCUGGGCCCCUUCACUCAGUACUUGGUGGACCAUCAUCACGCCUUUCUGCGUAAUGGGUACUGGCUUGCCUGGCUGAUUCACGUGGGAGAGUCCUUGUAUGCAAUGGUAUUGUGCAAGUCUAAAGGCAUCACGAAUGGUCGGGCUCAGCUACUCUGGUUCCUGCAGACGUUCCUCUUUGGGAUAGCCUCCCUCUCCAUCCUGAUUGCUUACAGACCAAAACACCAAAAGCAAACUUAAAGGAGAUCUCCAAGCCUUUCCCUGCACUGACAUCCAGCCUCACUUUAUCUGGGGGUGGUGUGUUUACUCCACCUUUCUGUUUUCUGGAAAGCUACGACCCUCUAGUUAUUCAUUAUUUCAUAUUCUCUAGUUGUGUUUGAGAAGAUGACAGGAAAAGGUUUAACUUUCCAAUUCUGCAGACUAACCUAUUGAGCAGAGUCCUUCUAGCUACCUUCUCGAAGGCCUAGGCUGUGUUGGUGCUCUCUCCCCGCCAUCUGGUGUAAGCCACGUACUAAAUUUGCUGGUUGGUAUACCUGUGCUCCCACCUUUUGACUAAAACACUCAUACCACCUCCAUCUUAGCUGAUGAGGGGUUGCUUUUUGGUAAGGUAAAAUAUUUUAGAGUUAAUCGAUGGAAAUCCAACUCAGAUUUUGUAAAAGCAUGGUCCUCUCCAAGGGAAAUAACGACAGUAGCAUUAAUGGUACCAGGAACAAUAUGGUGCAUUAUUGAAUGAAAUGGAUUAACGAAUAAAAUGCUGUGAAUUGUCUCUCCA